AUGAUGGUCUCAAAGCCGUCGGCAGCUGAAGCUAAGGGGGAAACGGUUGAUCCUGCUGAGGUGGAGGCGGCUCUUGUAGAGGAGGACAAGAAUGUCUACCUUGGAUUGUUCGCGCUGCAGCUGCUCCCUUCCCUCCUCAUCGGCUACAAGCUUGCAUCGUUCGUCUACUUCGGCCUGCUAGCCGUCAGCACGGUGUACCUGGGAUCAAAGAGGAUGGACAUCCCGGACGAGACGCGGAAUCCCAUCACCGCUGCGCAAGCUUUCGGCGCGCCUUUUGCGGCCUCGGUAUCGCUCUUCGGCGUGUUCGCCCUCCUCAAGUACACCGACAUCUCGGUCGGGAUCGCUUACCAGUACUUGACGACUUUUCUAGGCGUGGCGACGUCCGUGUCGGUGCUCCCGCCCAUCCUCCGCUCAGUCCUGCCGGAGAAUGUGGUCAACGCGCCGGUUUCAGCGCCUCUCGACACGGUGCUCGCCAAGGCAUUUCCCGAGACCUGGGAAAAUGACGACCAACCCCUCCUAGACUUCGCCGAGCUUGCCGUGCUGGUGUCGGCAACAACCGCGGCAUUCGUUUACGUUAACCCCGCGGUGGGCUUGAGCGCCAAGUUUCUCAUCCCCAACGUGUUCGCGUGGUGCAUCGGCAUGCAGUCGAUCGGUCUGAUUAGCAUCUCAACCUUUCCGGCGGCAGCGAUUUUGCUGACGGGGUUGUUCUGCUACGACAUCUUCUGGGUCUUCGGCACGGAGGUCAUGAUGACCGUGGCCACCAAGAUCGAAGCUCCCGUAAAGUUCCUGUUCCCGAGCUUGACGGACCCCUCCAAGCGGUACCCCUUCUCGGUGCUCGGCCUGGGUGACAUCGUCAUACCGGCUACCUUUUGCACACUCAUGAGGUCGUUCGACAUCUACCUGGAGGGGGCCAGACAAGCCGAGGCUGCGGCUGCCCGAGCCCUCCUGACAGAGGUAGCAAACAAGAACCCGAUUGCUCUGUGGCUAGACUCGAUCCUGGGCACACCGGUAGCACAGGCCGGCUCAGGGGUUUCCGAGGCAUCCCCGAAGGGCAUCCCCCCUGGGGGUAGAUUGGCAGCGGCGGGAGCUGCCGGCGCUGUAGGAGAGGCGGGGGGCGGCAGAUCAUACUUUGACAACAGUGUGGCGGCCUACGCGCUUGGUUUGGGACUGUGCUUCACGGUGAACUUCGUCUCUAAGUCCGGGCAGCCAGCACUGCUGUAUUUGAACCCGGCGCUACUUUCGAGCGCCAUCUUGACAGCAGUGCUCAACGGCAAUGGGGAGCUAGGCAAGCUGCUGGCGUUUGGAGUAGGGAAGGACUCCAAGGCAUCGGAAGACGACCCGUGAUAAGGACCGCGCUAACGAGUAGCAGGAGUUACCUGUUUUGUCGACCAUAUAUUUGCCGUCGAUUGUUUCAUC
This is a messenger RNA of Ectocarpus siliculosus, 1416 nucleotides long. The record is from the annotation of a GenBank genome assembly. Lineage: Eukaryota; Phaeophyceae; Ectocarpales; Ectocarpaceae.